CCAUCCUCCAUCUUGCUUUGAUCCAUCCAGCUACAACCAACCUCCACCUACAACGCGAACCUCACAACACUGCCUACUUAUUUUGACCUUCUCCUCCCACUCAGCUCAACACUCAAAACCAACCUAUGCUAUGACCACCACCACCACCACAUAAAACCCAAUACCGUGAAAAAAUGACAAACCGCCAAACCACCACCCCCUUCCACCUCAAACUCUUCUACCGCGCAAACACCUACCACCCCCUCUCCGACUUCUCCCCUUCGCCCCCCAACAACAACAACAGCAGCAGUGGGAGUGGGGGCACCCUCCCCGCCCACCACCUCCAAAUCUACACCUGGCCGACCUGCUCCCUCCGCGAACUCGCCCACCUCCUGACCGCAACCCUCCCGCACCUCCUCCCGGACCCGCCGAUCGGCACGCGGCUGAGCUUCCGCCUCAUCUACCCGGACACAAAAGGCGCGGCGGCCUUGAAUCUCACCUCCGACACUGUCGGGCGGGGCCGGUAUCUGUCCAAGGAGAUGGGGAGUGUGGUGGUUGCGCCGCGGGGGUAUUCCGAAGACCAUCCGGAGGGAGGGGAUGCAGAGCGCCGGGGGGAGGAGGGGGGGAGGGACCUCGACCACGACCACGGUUCGAGAGCAUCUCGCGCGGCGGGCGGCGGUGGUGGCGGCGGCGGCGGUGGUGGCCUCCGCAUGAGCGGUGCGGAUGCGGAGAAGACGUUGCAGGAUUUCCGGUUCGUGAUUGGGGAUUUUGUGGAUUGUGCGAUUAUCCCCCCCUUGGAGGAUGGGUCGGUUGCGCCGCCGCCCCCGCCGGGUCUUGCUUCCUCUGGGAAUGGUGGGGGUGGUGGCAGUGGGGGUGGGAUGAGGGCGUUCCCGUCGGGAGGGAGGGAGGAGCGGUAUUUUGGGGGAAGGGGGGGACGAGGGGGGAGGGGGUUUGGAGGGAUGGAUCGGGAGAGGGAGAGGGAGAGGAUUCCGCCGGGGGAUUGGAGGCGUGGGGAGAGGUUGCCUGAGGGAGCUGGGGGUGGGCAUGGUCAUGGACAUGGUCAUGGUCAUGGUCAUGGUCACGGGGGGUAUGGGAGGCGGGAGAAUGGCGGUGGUGGGAGGGAGAGGGAGAGGGAGGGUGGACGGAGGGGGUGGAUGCCUUAUUGA
Aspergillus saccharolyticus JOP 1030-1 is the source of this 1145-nucleotide messenger RNA. RefSeq names its product SAP18 family protein. Gene Ontology annotation, molecular function: transcription corepressor activity; transcription factor binding. The coding region runs from base 174 to 1145 and encodes 323 amino acids. The transcript has a single exon. The record is from RefSeq and is a predicted model, not a curated record. NCBI's taxonomy places the organism in Eukaryota, Fungi, Ascomycota, Eurotiomycetes, Eurotiales, Aspergillaceae. Gene Ontology annotation, biological process: negative regulation of DNA-templated transcription. Gene Ontology annotation, cellular component: nucleus.